This is a messenger RNA of Bipolaris maydis ATCC 48331, 734 nucleotides long. Its product is annotated as actin-related protein 2/3 complex subunit 3. Gene Ontology annotation, biological process: regulation of actin filament polymerization; Arp2/3 complex-mediated actin nucleation. NCBI's taxonomy places the organism in Eukaryota, Fungi, Ascomycota, Dothideomycetes, Pleosporales, Pleosporaceae. Gene Ontology annotation, cellular component: Arp2/3 protein complex; cytoskeleton. Gene Ontology annotation, molecular function: actin filament binding. The record is from RefSeq and is a predicted model, not a curated record.
GAGCUCAAAGCACACGACCCAGAACAACAAUCUGCGGGCACCCACAUUCCAAAAUGCCUGCCUACCACUCAGUCUUCCUCGAUGAGCCCAACCAGCAAUUGAUUGGCAACUUUGCCCUCCUUCCUCUUCGUACACGCACUCGUGGGCCCGCCGUCCAAUUGCCUGCUCUGCCCGCAGAUGUCACCGAGCUCACCAUUGAAGCCUCACACGAAUCCUACGACCCCCUCGACGAGGUUCUCGCCCUGUUCCGCGCCAACACAUUCUUCCGCAACUUUGAGAUCAAGGGGCCAGCCGACCGUGUGCUCAUCUAUGGCAUCCUCUAUGUGAGCGAAGUGCUGGGCAAGAUCAAGCCCAACAUGAGCCGGAGAGAAGCUGAGAAGGCCGUCAUGAACUCGGCUCUUGAUACAAACUUUGCAAUUCCUGGCGACGCUGGAUUCCCAUUGAACCAGGCUUUUGAAGCACCUCCAGACAGGAACUCGGCCGAAGUGCUGCGACAGUACAUCAUGCAGAUGCGCCAGGAGUUGGCAACACGGUUACUCAACAGGGUGUACGCAGACGAUACCAACACUCCUAGCAAGUGGUGGCUGAGCUACACAAAGAGAAAGUUCAUGGGCAAGGCUUUGUAGUUGCUGCAUUAUGGUUUUGAGGGGCUUUACCGUCUUCAAGAUUUGACAGUGAUAGAAUCAUGAUUUGGUUCCUCAAGUGGUCAAGUACCCAUAUGACUCGUUUCAAGA